UAACCGUUAAAGGUCACAGAUAAUAUUCUCUCUACGACAGUCUCUAGAAUGGUCAUGUCUAUAUAACAUGUGCCGUGCGAUCGAUCCACAAGUCGAAAAGAAUCUUGAUCGAUCAUCAUAUCUUCCACGAUGAUUUCGCACCGAAUACUCGGCUGUUUAUUCCUGAUUUUAUUGACGCAAUAUGGUGACGCAUCAAGAUUGCGUUAUGUGGAAUCUAUUCUGAAUUCAUUGCAACGAAUUGAAAAUCGAAUUGAAAAUCUAAAAGUCUUCCAAGAAACGAAACAAGCCAAACAAUCCACAUUGAAUUGCCUUGUUCCAGCUGAGAAAAUAUUUAAUUUAAUUUCGGAACUUUCAAAGAUUCCUAAUAAUGACACCAAUGAGACGCAGAUUACCCGAAGAAACGUGGCUCCCUUAGAUUCCAACAGUAUUCGUAUCCUUCGAACGGCGCUAGGCUUCGAUGACGACAAAGAUAUCGAACCACCCUUCAAACCCUUCGCCUUUCAGCCCGUGACACAACGAACUAAAGACAAAAACCGCAACGAGAACAAAAACGCAAACAUUAACACAAAUACAAAUUUCAACGCCAACCAUUUCAAUGUCAGACGUACUCUUGACGACAUAUCACAUUUAAAUAAAGGGCACAAUCAAAACGUAAACACUAAUUAUAAUGUAAACACUAAUUUAAAUAAGCAUAGAAAUAUUAUGGAUUUACUCGACUUUAGCGAUGAAGAAGAGGCUUAAAUACAGAAGAGAGAGAGAAGAUCAUGAAAUAUGCCCGAAUAUUAGCUGCACCUAUAACUUCUGUAAAAUUAUCAAUUGCAAUAAUAGAAUAAUAUAAUCAAAAUGUUUAAGCAACUGUAUUAUAAACUAAA
Molecule: messenger RNA, 872 nt
Organism: Formica exsecta
Lineage: Eukaryota; Metazoa; Arthropoda; Insecta; Hymenoptera; Formicidae
Product: asparagine-rich protein-like
Exons: 3
Coding region: 130-741 (203 amino acids)
Source: RefSeq, a predicted model, not a curated record